This is a messenger RNA of Cynara cardunculus var. scolymus (artichoke), 1340 nucleotides long. RefSeq names its product actin-like. The record is from RefSeq and is a predicted model, not a curated record. NCBI's taxonomy places the organism in Eukaryota, Viridiplantae, Streptophyta, Magnoliopsida, Asterales, Asteraceae. The transcript has 5 exons. Gene Ontology annotation, cellular component: cytoplasm. The coding region runs from base 64 to 1197 and encodes 377 amino acids.
UCACCCUUUCUUUCUUWCGAUCUCAAUCGUUUUCUUUCAUUUCAAUCUCAACGGAACUAGAAGAUGGCGGAAUCAGAAGAUAUUCAGCCCCUUGUUUGCGAUAAUGGAACUGGAAUGGUCAAGGCUGGAUUUGCUGGAGAUGAUGCCCCAAGAGCAGUUUUCCCUAGCAUUGUUGGGCGCCCACGUCACACGGGAGUUAUGGUUGGGAUGGGUCAGAAGGAUGCAUAUGUGGGAGAUGAAGCUCAGUCGAAGAGAGGUAUUCUUACUUUGAAAUACCCAAUUGAACACGGUAUUGUGAGCAACUGGGACGACAUGGAAAAGAUUUGGCAUCACACCUUCUACAAUGAACUCCGUGUGGCUCCAGAAGAACACCCAGUUCUUCUUACUGAAGCACCCCUUAAUCCAAAAGCCAAUCGUGAAAAGAUGACACAAAUUAUGUUUGAAACCUUCAAUGCUCCUGCUAUGUAUGUUGCUAUUCAGGCUGUUCUUUCACUGUAUGCCAGUGGUCGUACGACUGGUAUCGUUCUUGACUCUGGAGAUGGUGUCAGCCAUACGGUUCCUAUUUACGAAGGUUAUGCACUCCCACAUGCUAUUUUACGUUUGGAUCUUGCUGGGCGUGACCUGACUGAUGCCUUGAUGAAAAUUCUUACUGAACGAGGUUAUUCCUUCACAACAUCUGCUGAGCGGGAAAUCGUGAGAGAUAUGAAAGAGAAGUUGGCCUAUAUUGCACUUGACUUUGAACAGGAGCUAGAAACGGCCAAGACUAGUUCUGCAGUGGAAAAGAGCUACGAGUUACCAGAUGGGCAGGUGAUCACCAUUGGAGCUGAGCGUUUCAGGUGUCCUGAAGUCCUUUUCCAGCCAUCCAUGAUMGGAAUGGAAGCUGCUGGCAUUCAUGAGACCACAUACAACUCCAUAAUGAAGUGCGACGUGGAUAUUAGGAAGGAUUUGUAUGGAAACAUCGUGCUCAGUGGUGGUACCACCAUGUUUCCUGGUAUUGCUGAUAGAAUGAGCAAGGAAAUCACUGCACUGGCUCCAAGCAGCAUGAAGAUUAAGGUGGUGGCUCCACCCGAAAGGAAAUACAGUGUCUGGAUUGGAGGGUCGAUCUUGGCUUCCCUCAGCACCUUCCAGCAGAUGUGGAUCGCGAAGGCUGAAUAUGACGAGUCUGGCCCUUCUAUUGUGCACAGGAAAUGUUUCUAAUCAUGGAAAGAAUGAAGAAAAAAGAACAAUCGGUACUGUUCAAUACACAAUUCAGGUUCAGGAGACGUUGCUUUCUCGCCAUCUCCAUUCCCCCGUUUUUCCACAUUCAGAUUUUCAUCCAGAUUAUGAAGCUUGAGCAGGCA